Messenger RNA from Nelumbo nucifera (sacred lotus), 1910 nucleotides. Lineage: Eukaryota; Viridiplantae; Streptophyta; Magnoliopsida; Proteales; Nelumbonaceae. The record is from RefSeq and is a predicted model, not a curated record.
UUCAUUUCUUGAAGGAGAAGACUUCGGAGCUAAUUGAUGGAAGCCCAUUUCUUAAGUCAAGUCAAUUUCAGUGCUCUCUCUCUCUCUCUCUCUCUCUCUCUCAAGUUUCACCAAAAGCCUGUGAACCACAAGAUUUCCAUUGAAAUUUCAUCAAAUUGGAUUGUUUCACAAGCUUCUUACUCUUUAAUCGACUCCACCGUUUCGUUGUUGACGUGAUUCCAGAUUCAACCUGUGAACUAUAUCACGGAUUUCUGGUUUUUAUCUAGACAAAGUUGAGUUAACUUGUUAACUCAACUGGAUUCUGGCUACAUAUCGAUGAUCUAGAUCUGGAAUGUUUCAUACAUAGUUGUUUUGCCACCUGAACGUUUUGAGCUAGAAAAGAAGGUUGAAUUGGCUGAAAUUCAUGUUUUUAAGCCUUUUAUGAAACUGAGAAGUUGGAGUUUUGUAGUUUUCCUUUGGAGUGUGAAGCAUUUAAAUUAAAAUGUCUCUCACAUUUGUCUCUCACAUGCGCAAAUGAGAAUUGUGGAUUUUCGCAGUCGUUGAGUUUUGGUUUUAGAUGAUUAUUUGUUUCUCUGUUGACUGAACUAAUAAGAAAUGAAGCGAAGGAACACACAGUAUAAAUCCUACAGCCGAUGGAAGCUGAAGCUUUUCGUCAUUCUUUUGAUAAGCUUUUGUUUUGGAAGCCUAGUAUUGUUGCAGACACAUUAUAGUCGAAUUAAGAUGUUUAUGUCGUUGCCACCUCCAUUUGUUCAAAAGCCUAAGAUUGCUUUUCUGUUUAUUGCACGGAACCGACUACCCUUGGAUGUGGUCUGGGAUGCUUUUUUCCAGGGGGAAAAGGAGAACAGAUUCUCUAUUUUUGUUCAUUCUAGGCCCAGGUUUCUGUUCAGCAAGGCAACAACAGGAUCUACGUUUUUCUAUGGCCGCCAAAUUAAUGAUAGUAUACAGGUAGAUUGGGGAGAAGCAACUAUGAUCCAAGCAGAGCGUGUUCUGCUAAAAAAUGCACUUGCAGAUUCUUUUAAUGAUCGAUUUGUUUUUGUAUCAGACAGUUGCAUACCUUUGUACAACUUUAGCUACACUUAUGAUUACAUCAUGUCAACAUCAAAUAGUUUUGUAGACAGUUUUGCUGAUACAAAAGAAGGUCGCUACAAUCCGAGAAUGGAUCCCAUUAUUCCUGUCCAAAAUUGGAGAAAAGGGUCUCAGUGGGUUGUGCUAACCAGAAAGCAUGCUGAGGUUGUAGUGGAAGAUGAAACAGUCUACCCAGUAUUUAAGCAGCAUUGCAGAAGGAGAUCACUACCUGAGUUUUGGCGCGAUCAACCUUUUCCUGCAGAUGCAUCUAAGGAACAUAACUGUAUAUCCGAUGAACAUUAUGUUCAGACAUUACUGGCACAAAAGGGACUUGAAGGUGAAAUCACACGGAGAACACUGACACAUACUUCAUGGGACCUUUCUUUCUCCAAAGAUUUUGAAAGGCGUAAUUGGCAUCCUGUGACUUACAAGUUAUCAGAUGCUACUCCCAUGCUUAUACAAUCAAUAAAGGAGAUAGACAAUAUUUAUUAUGAGACUGAAUACCGACGAGAAUGGUGUAGCAGUAAAGGGAAACCAGCUCCAUGCUUCCUUUUCGCAAGGAAGUUCACUCGGUCUGCUGCUCUCAAGCUUCUUUAUACGUCUAUCUUGGGAGUUUCAGUAAAGGAAUAAGAAAAUCAUAGCAGUAGUGACAUGCAAGUGCUUGUUGUUGCAAGUUCAACACGAUCAAAAUGACUGGUGAUAAUCCAUCCACUAAGAAAGCUGUAACCUUCAGUGUAAAAUAAAUAGGUAGAGCACAAAUGAAUGGUGUUAACUUGAUUUUGUUCUCCUCAUUUUCCUGUAUUAUAUAACAAUAAAGAAUGAAACCACAAAUUUGUGUUGCCUCA